Colletotrichum paranaense is the source of this 2211-nucleotide messenger RNA. RefSeq lists its product as uncharacterized. The transcript has a single exon. Bases 1 to 2211 code for a protein of 736 amino acids. Lineage: Eukaryota; Fungi; Ascomycota; Sordariomycetes; Glomerellales; Glomerellaceae. The record is from RefSeq and is a predicted model, not a curated record.
AUGGGCACCGGCCAAGGGAAACGACCUCCCCCGAAUCAGCAACAACAGCAAGAGCAACAGCGGGCGCACUCACCUUACCCGCCGCAGCAGCGAUACUACGCCCAACAACCACAAACUCAAUAUCAACAACAAUUCCAACCGUACCAACCGCCGCAGCAACAGCAAUACUACAACCCUCCCAGACAGCCUCAAUACGCCUCCAGGCCGACUUCUCCAAACCCGCCUCAGCGCAAGCAGACCCCUCAGCAGCAACAUCAGCAGCGGUACCCCGCCCAGCAGCAAUUCCUCGCCGAGCUAGAAGUCCCAGCCUCUGUCCCGAGACCGACCUCACCAUCGACGUCAUUGCUCAACGCUACCACAUCCGCACCGGUGCCGAGUGCCGGAACAGCUCAACAUGGCCCCGUUGCCUACGAGAUGCCCGCCGACGACAUAGUCACGGUCAAGCCUACAAACCAGAUCCAUAGGAAACCUCAUAGGAUAGCCUCUGCCUCCUCCGUUACCGCACCAUCACCAUCAACAUCGCCGCCUCCAGCAUCCCCUACCACGGCCACAGCUAUACUUAAACAAGACGACCCGGAUCAAUCAAAGGACGAAGAGAAGGCCCAGCCGCCGCCGCCACAGCCACCUCUCAUCCAGGCAAACCCAUGGGGGUUCUUUCUUGAGGAUGACCUCCCCUCUCGCAACAGUGACUCCCCCUCACCGAGCAAAGAUGACGUCUCAUCGGUCCCACCAGAGGAACAGAAGCUAUCGGUGAAGCCGUUACGCAUCGUCAAGAGCGGUUCUACCGAGGAGUCUAGUGGUCAAGGGAGCCGACCCUCGAAUAGUACCGUAGAUGAUGUGACGCCCAAGCCCUUACAGAUUGCGGCAGCAGGGCCGGCAAGGCAGGAUAGCCCUGAUACGGCCCAGCUCAAACCGGCACCACUCAAGCUCGCGCGGCCGCCGCCCCCGGCUCCAGAACGUCGUCCCUCCCGGACCCCAAGCCCGGCCAACCCCGCCGCUCCGGCCGCCAGUGUACCGCAGCUUCCGUAUCCCGCCGAAGGUCCGUCUAUUCCCACGCCGGACUCGCACCCUCAGCACCAGCCAGGAACACAAACCGGGGCCCCGCCGACGCUUCCCUUUGGCAUUCGUCCCGCUGGCUCCCCGCCACCGGUAUCCCCUUCCUUCGCGCCCUCGCGCCUCUCACCAACCCCAACGGGCGCCUCAGUACCACCGCAACAGCCGCAGCAGUCUCAACCCCAUCCUCAACCAACUCACACUCAAGCCGCCCCCGUGUCUCCCGUCUUCGUUCAGGCUGCUCUACCGCCAACUCUCCCCGUGAGCUCCUACUUCCCUCAGCAGCCCUCAUACGCCAAGCAAGAAGCCACCUCACCCAAUCUUUCGGUCCAUAGCCCAGUAGCCUCGGCACCGAGACCAUCAACAUCACAGGGAAUCCCCCAGGCUUCUCAGCACUCACCGGCCCAACCCUACGCCUCUCCUCCACCUUCAUAUACCCAAGCAAUGUCUCAAAUGAACCUGUCGAACACUUCACCAUCGCCCACACAGACACAAUGGCUCCCUCCACCGCCACCUCCCCAAGGCCUAUCACCGAACCCAACCGGUGUACCACUACCCCUGAGCCCACCGCCGACGCAGUAUCCUUGGUCUCCAAACAGUGUUGGCCCCCAAUCUGCUCCCCUCCAACAGCAGUUCACGGGCUACAACAUGCCGCCCCCUAUCCCCCAGCCGACCUACGUCAACGGUAGCCAACAGUUCCAACCGCAACCGACGCAGACACCGCCGCCACUCCCGCCUCGCAACUCCCCGCCCAUGCCGGGUACACCGCAGUCGGGCUUUGGCGCCCUCACGCCCUAUGCUGGACCUCCUCCCCCGACCCGGCCAAACUACCAGGCCCCGCCGCCGAAAUCCGAAUCGCGCCUCUUCAGCAGUGCCACGGCACGGAAGCUUCUCACCAAGACGACCGAGCUCGUAGACCAGACCAUCACGCCCUACCUUCAGGACAAUAAAUACUACCGGCCGCCCUACAACUGGUAUCAGAACCAGAACCCUCAGAAUCAAAAUCAGAACCUUCACAAUCAGAACCAGAACUACCAGAACCAAAAUCAGAAUAAUCAGUAUCCGAACCGACCGCAGACGGCAACGGGAUACCCGGCGCAGCAGCAGCAGCAGUACUACACACAGCAGCAGAGCUAUGCUCCCUCUCAGCGUGUGUAA